Messenger RNA from Adelges cooleyi (spruce gall adelgid), 1085 nucleotides. RefSeq names its product BTB/POZ domain-containing protein 9-like. The transcript has 7 exons. Gene Ontology annotation, molecular function: protein binding. NCBI's taxonomy places the organism in Eukaryota, Metazoa, Arthropoda, Insecta, Hemiptera, Adelgidae. The record is from RefSeq and is a predicted model, not a curated record. The coding region runs from base 42 to 983 and encodes 313 amino acids.
CUUCGAGUACCUACUUGGUAUCGUAUUAAAAAACGUUUAACAUGAUGGCGGUGAUUUAUUUUUUAGUUUUCAUCAUUUUAAGAUCAACUACAGCAUGGUCUGAUCCUCUCGAUGGUAUGUCAUCUUCUUCUAAAGCCAAACAGCCCAGUAAUAUGCAAAUCGAUCACGUUCAGUUCUUGAUCAAUGACAUGAGCAAAUUGUAUCUAAAGGACAGGUUUUCGGAUGUUGUUUUGGUUGUAGAUGAUAUAGAAUUGCCUGCCCAUCGUUUUGUGUUGGCUUCACGCAGUAAAUAUUUCAGCACCAUAUUGUUUGAAGAUAAAGAAUCCCUUCGGUCUGAGGUGCAUAUUAGUGGAGUAACAUCAACCUCGUUUAAAAUACUUCUUAAGUACAUCUAUACCGGUCGGAUGAAUUUAAGUGAUCUAAAGGAUGAAGUCGUUUUGGAACUAUUUAGUAUUUCGGAUAUCUUUGGUUUUCCAAACUUACAACACUCUCUGUCCAAGUAUUUGCGUAGUAACAUUAACGUAGAUAAUGUAUGCUCGACGUUUGCUAAGGCGCGACUUUAUCCAUACAAAGAUCUCCAAGACGAAUCACUAAUUUUUAUCGACAACCACGCAUUGGAUGUAUUGCGAUCUAAAGAUUUCCUAUCCUUGUCACCCGAAGCUCUACAAGAAAUUCUCAUUCGUGACUCGUUGCAUGCAAACGGAUUGGGUAAUAUAUCCCGUGCUGUUGGUCGCUGGAUCGAAGAGCACCAAAACCACCUAGAUGCCUAUACUAAAAUCAAAGUUUUAUCGGCGGUCAGACUUCCAUUGAUGAAUGUUGAAGAAUUCUCUGAGGUUAAGGAAUCAAAACUGGUUGGUUUGGAUGCUUUACAAUUUAAAAAAGCGUGGCCACCACAUAAACCGCAAAAUCUGGUAGUCUCCAGGGAUACUAAAAUCCGACAUCGUAUAAAGACGAUCACGCGGUAUGAAAUUAAAGGUGAAUAACGAAACAGUUGAUGCCAUAUCAGAAACAUCGUUUCAAUUUCCUGUCAACCAAAUUUAAAUUAUAAGCAUGUUUUUAUUCCUUGUGCGCUUAUCAAUAUUGAC